AUGAAGAACACACUUGACAUCAACCCCAGCUUUUGGUGGGAGUCGCUGUUAAAAUUGUGUGUCAAAUUUCGUUUUGAUAGAUUGUACGUGGUUUUUAGCCACAAGCGUUGUGUAAGUGUUUCAGUAGUGUUAUCGUUGCCACCGCUUGUUGGAUGGGCUGAAUACUCGUACAUUCCAGAGCAACAUUUUUGUUUUUGUAAUUGGGCAAAAGCUCCGUCGUAUGCCUUUUUCAUGAUAGGUUGUUGUUUUGGUAUACCAUUUACAGUAAUGUCAAUAUGUAACAUACUUAUUUUUCGAACUGUACGAGCCAGUAAGAACCGCGUGGCAGCUGCUCAAUCUAAAAUUAGCACAAGCAAUCAUCAUAGAGGAAGCUUGAAAUCAACCAUUGUGACACAGGCCACUUCAAUCCUACCAGAACCUUCGACUGUGUCGUCUUCACAAACCGAUAAAACAUUAUUGUACAUCGCUAACCGUAGCCCAAACAAUAGAAAAGCUGUUACAUUGGAAAAUCUGUCUGCUAUAGAUGAUGUAAAGGUUGAUGUGUCAACGAUACAUUCCAAUUCGAAUAGACUGUCAGUUAUAAAAUCAAAACAGCAGCAGAAAAUCUUAAGACACGCGACAGACAAAGCCCGGUCAGAUGAAAUACGUCUCGCCCUCGCUCUUGCCAUUGUUGUUAUUAUGUUUGUAGUGUGUUGGCUUCCGUUUUGUAUUAGUAUGUUAAUAGGCAUAUUUAGUCCUAAUGCUGCGUCAGAUAAAUUUCAUAUGUGGACGUUGUUAAUUGGUUAUUCCAAUAGUUGUAUGAAUCCGGUUAUUUAUGGUGCUUUGAACAAAAAGUUUGGUGAAGGUUUUAAAGACAUAUUUUGUCGAUUUUGUACAAGGUGAAGAAAUUGUUAUUGUUUAUUGUUAAUGGUCAGACAAAGUCUUCACUGUAUAUAAAUUGAAUUUUCUUCUUAAAAUGCAACCAUUUGUCCGAAAACGAAAUCAAUUCAGUUUUUACAGUUACCAAAUUGUAUAAUUAUAUACAUUAUAUUAUAUUGUAAUUAUUCAUUAUGGAUAAGAAGAUAAAAAAUGAAUAGCAAAAUGAAUGAGAUUUAUCGAAACAAGACUUAAGAUUUAGCUUAAUAAUAAUUGCGUCCUAACUCCAUUGUUUUGAUGUUCUUCAUCUUGAGUCUUGCUGGAAGGCUUUCAUCGACGAACUAACCACUUCACAUUAUAUAUGUGGUUGUCCCAAGCCAGGACCCUGUUAUUC
Molecule: messenger RNA, 1249 nt
Organism: Mytilus californianus (California mussel)
Lineage: Eukaryota; Metazoa; Mollusca; Bivalvia; Mytilida; Mytilidae
Product: tyramine receptor Ser-2-like
Exons: 4
Coding region: 1-882 (293 amino acids)
Biological process (GO): G protein-coupled receptor signaling pathway
Cellular component (GO): membrane
Molecular function (GO): G protein-coupled receptor activity
Source: RefSeq, a predicted model, not a curated record